AGCUCUCACUUUUCCCAUCAUGGAAAUCACUACAGAACCCCAAGUGUUCAUGGAGGGUCUGGAGGAAAAGGAAUUUCUAUUUCCAAACACACAUCCAUAGGUCAUGGCUGUGGCUUUGGAAGUGUGCACAGUCACAGCAGUCAGUUUAGCAGCUUUGGUGGACACAGUGGUUGGAAGCGUGAAGGCCUAUUCAAUGUCAAUGAGAAGGAAACCAUGCAACAUCUGAAUGACCGGUUGGCUUCCUAUCUAGAGAAGGUUCGAUCCCUAGAACAGGAAAAUGCCCAACUGGAGAGGAACAUCCGAGAGUGGUAUGACAGAAACCAGCCCAGUACUUUGCCUGAUUUCAGCUGUUACUUCAGGACCAUUCAGGAACUUCAAGGCCAGAUAUCUUCUGCCACUUUAGAAAAUACAAGGAUUGUUCUGCAGAUAGACAAUGCCAGGCUGGCAGCAGAUGACUUCAAAAACAAGUAUGAGAUGGAGUCCCAGCUUAGAAACAAUGCAGAGUCUGACGUGAAUGGCCUGCAUCGGGUCUUGGAAGAGCUGAACAGGGAGAGGUGUGACCUGGAGAUGCAAGUCCUGAACCUCCAGGAGGAACUUUUGCAGAUGAAGAAGAACCAUGAGGAGGAAGUGAGCUCUCUGCGUGCUCAGUUGGGAGCCAGAGUAAAUGUGGAAAUGAAUGCUGCUCCAUCAGUAGAUCUCAAUGGAGCUUUGGCAGAGAUCCGAGAACAAUAUGAAAACCUAAUGGAGAGGAACAUGAGGGAUGUUGAGAACAUGUUCCUUCAAAGGAGUGAAGAGUUGAACCGCCAGGUUACAUCUGGCUCUGAACAACUCCAGUCUGUCCAAACUGAGGUCAUUGAACUUAGACGUAAUGUCCAGACCCUAGAGAUUGAGCUGCAAAGCCAACUGAGCCUGAAAUCAGCACUGGAGGGCACUUUGGCUGAGACAGAAGAAUCGUUUGGUUCCCAGCUUGCUCAAUUACAAAGUCUGAUCAACAAUAUAGAGUCUGAGUUGACGAGGAUACGUGGCGACUUAGAACGUCAGAACCAUGAGUACAAGAUACUAAUGGACCAGAAGACACAUCUGGAGAUGGAGAUCGCUACAUACAAGCGUUUACUUGAGGGUCAUGAUAUCCAUAGCAACAGCAGUGAAGACAAUUAA
Messenger RNA from Pseudophryne corroboree (corroboree frog), 1158 nucleotides. RefSeq names its product keratin, type I cytoskeletal 14-like. The transcript is spliced from 7 exons. Gene Ontology annotation, cellular component: cytoskeleton. Lineage: Eukaryota; Metazoa; Chordata; Amphibia; Anura; Myobatrachidae. Gene Ontology annotation, molecular function: structural molecule activity. The record is from RefSeq and is a predicted model, not a curated record. The coding region runs from base 214 to 1158 and encodes 314 amino acids. Gene Ontology annotation, biological process: intermediate filament organization; epithelial cell differentiation.